Molecule: messenger RNA, 2127 nt
Organism: Coregonus clupeaformis (lake whitefish)
Lineage: Eukaryota; Metazoa; Chordata; Actinopteri; Salmoniformes; Salmonidae
Product: endothelin receptor type B-like
Exons: 8
Biological process (GO): G protein-coupled receptor signaling pathway; regulation of blood pressure; vasoconstriction
Cellular component (GO): membrane
Molecular function (GO): endothelin receptor activity
Source: RefSeq, a predicted model, not a curated record
AAUGGGUUCUACUGUUCCUGUUUCUUCCAUGUUGUUAGUACUACUGGCGGUGUUCCACGUCUCCACAUUGGGACAGUGUCAGAGCCCCCCAAUCCUGACAGGAGAGCCCCAGGACCCCUCCUCAUCCCUGGGACUGAUACAAGACACGACAUCCCUGGACCUCCAUGUCCCCGUCUCUUCCACACUCUCUCCUGGACACAAACAUCUCAAACAUGGACCCGUCACUCCUCCAACACCUCCUCCUCCUCCUCCUGGGGAGUACGUGUCGGGCACGUAGCGCCCCCUGUCUGUCACCAGGUGACCUUCAUAAAGACAGCCUUUAAAUACAUCAACACGGCGAUCAGCUGUGUGAUAUUCAUGGUCGGGAUGGUGGGGAACGCUACUCUACUGAGGAUUAUCUACCUGAAUAAGACCAUGAGGAACGGACCCAAUGCCCUGAUAGCCAGCCUGGCCCUGGGGGACCUGAUCUAUAUCACUAUAGAUAUACCCAUCAACGUAUAUAAGCUCCUGGCUGGCUCAUGGCCGUUUGAUGACAGGUCCUUUGGUCUGUUCCUCUGUAAGCUGGUCCCCUUCCUGCAGAAAGCUUCUGUUGGCAUCACUGUCCUCAACCUGUGUGCCCUGAGCGUAGACAGGUAUCGUGCAGUAGCGUCGUGGAGCAGGGUCCGGGGUGUCGGCAUUCCCCUGUCAACAGCGGUAGAGAUCAUCUCUAUUUGGCUGUUGUCCAUGCUGUUGGCUGUACCAGAGGCUAUAGGAUUCAACAUGGUCACCUUCGAGUACCGGAACGCCACCAUACGGACCUGCAUGCUCAGCCCACACACACCAUUCAUGACGUUCUACCGGGAUGCCAAGGACUGGUGGCUGUUUGGGUUCUAUUUCUGUGUUCCCUUGGCGUGUUCCGCCGUGUUCUACACGCUGAUGACAUGUGAGAUGUUACAUCACAGGAACGGAUCCCUCCGGAUCGCGCUCAGCGAACACCUCAAACAGCGUCGGGAGGUAGCCAAGGCAGUGUUCUGCCUGGUCCUGAUCUUUGCUCUGUGCUGGUUCCCGCUCCACCUCAGCAGGAUACUGAAGAAGAUGGUUUACAUGUCCCAUGAUGCCAGACGCUGUGAACUGCUCAAUUUCCUGUUGGUCCUGGACUACUUCAGUAUUAACCUGGCCACAGUCAACUCCUGCAUCAACCCCAUCAUACUCUACUUCGUCAGCAAGAAGUUCAAAAACUGCUUCAAGUCGUGUCUCUGUUGUUGGUGUGACUCCAGUUCCUUGGUCAACAGUAUGGUACCUCUCAACCUCAAUGGAACCAGCCUGCAGUCUAAGAACCCUGAUCAACAGUAUGGUACCUCUCAACCUCAAUGGAACCAGCCUGCAGUCUAAGAACCCAGAUCAACAGUAUGGUACCUCUCAACCUCAAUGGAACCAGCCUGCAGUCUAAGAACCCUGAUCAACAGUAUGGUACCUCUCAACCUCAAUGGAACCAGCCUGCAGUCUAAGAACCCUGAUCAACAGUAUGGUACCUCUCAACCUUAAUGGAACCAGCCUGCAGUCUAAGAACCCAGAUCAACAGUAUGGUACCUCUCAACCUCAAUGGAACCAGCCUGCAGUCUAAGAACCCUGAUCAACAGUAUGGUACCUCUCAACCUCAAUGGAACCUGCCUGCAUUCUAAGAACCCAGAUCAACAGUAUGGUACCUCUCAACCUUAAUGGAACCAGCCUGCAGUCUAAGAACCCAGAUCAACAGUGGGUUGGGGGAGUUGUGUGUGUGUGUGUGUACAACAAUGGAUCGGAUGCCCUCUGGCGUUUAUUCACUAAGAUGCACUAUGGAUAUUUUUGGGACUAUAUACAUCAUGCAGUAUUUUUGGGACUAUAUACAUCAUGCAGUAUUUUGGGGACUAUAUACAUCAUGCAGUAUUUUGGGGACUAUAUACAUCAUGCAGUAUUUUGGGGACUAUAUACAUCAUGCAGUAUUUUGGGGACUAUAUACAUCAUGCAGUAUUUUGGGGACUAUAUACAUCAUGCAGUAUUUUGGGGACUAUAUACAUCAUGCAGUAUUUUUUGGACUAUAUACACCAUGCAGUAUUUUUUGGGACUAUAUACAGUGCAUUCAGAAAGUAUUCAGACCCCUUGACUUUU